This is a messenger RNA of Penicillium macrosclerotiorum, 2766 nucleotides long. RefSeq names its product mRNA-binding protein PUF3. The transcript has 4 exons. Gene Ontology annotation, biological process: nuclear-transcribed mRNA catabolic process, deadenylation-dependent decay. Gene Ontology annotation, molecular function: mRNA 3'-UTR binding. Gene Ontology annotation, cellular component: cytoplasm. The record is from RefSeq and is a predicted model, not a curated record. Bases 1 to 2766 code for a protein of 921 amino acids. Lineage: Eukaryota; Fungi; Ascomycota; Eurotiomycetes; Eurotiales; Aspergillaceae.
AUGGCUUCGACGAUGGCUGCCAAUGCAUCCAGCGUACACAACGUACGAUCGAACCGAGCUACCAAUAUGGGUUCAUCUGGGAUGAACAAUGAUCGCUCGCGUGGAUCUCACGGCAAUGGUGUGACCAAGGGCUUCGGUGCUGGCAAGUCCAGCUGGAAUAGCAACAUCUGGGGUGACUCCAACCUAGGAGGUGGGUUUGGGGAUGACCAACACAUUGGCGAGUCGGCGUUCGAAGCAAAGUCGGGCUCCGGCUCACUGCUGUCCUCAUCAGAAUCUGAUGGUUGGGCCGGACGCCCCAAUUUGCCCUGGAGCACUGUGAAUACCUCGUCGUUAUCGAUGAACCAGAGCAGGGGCAUGGCCACAUCUCCCAUUCAGACCCGUGCGAAUGACCGAAGCGCUCCCGCCCUGAACGAUGCGAGUGAUGCAUCCUACUUUGCUCUCCCCCGUACUACUGGCAUGGGAGCCUCUGCUGGCACUGUCAGCCACCGCCCUUAUCUGAACAGUGGAUCGGAAGGCAUCUCCCCAUCGGGAGAUGCUAUGUCUUUCACUGGAUUUUCCGGGCUUCGAAAUGGCGAUGGACGGCGACAGAUGAGCUCCGCAGGCCUCAGCGGCAGUCCUGUAGGGACAACUUUCCCCGUAAAGUCUGGGUUCACCGGUUCUCUUGAUGCCUCGCGGCAGGAAGACAUGGCUGCUUCCAUGGGUAUGGGAUCGCUUGCUUCUGGACUGCCAGAUAGCAUGUCUCCCCCACAAGCCCGCAGCGCUCUCUCUCACAUGUCCCACAACUCCGCCUCCUACGCUGCUCAACGUCCUGCUCAUUCCGCUCAUCCCUCUUUCUACUCGGACAAUCACAGCGUUGACAGUCGUUACGGUAACAAUUCCAUCGACCUCAGCGGAGGAUUCAACAAAUUGCAGUUGAACGACAAUGGAUUUGCCAACCAGGGGUCAGCACAACGUCCUCCGUUUGUUACACACGCUUCGUUUGAUGGAGCUCUUCAUCGUGGAAAAUAUCAAAACUCCGAUGAUGCCAACUAUCAAGCUCUUGCUGCUUACACAGCUGAAGGCGCUCAAGAUGUGCAUCUUGCGUACCAGGCUCGGUCUCGCGGUGGAGACACUGGCUCUAUCUCCCCGUCCGACUACGCUCGCAUGGACAGUCCUCUAUACCCUGGUAUGGAUGCUGCAGCCCAAUAUCGGAACUCCUCCGCCGGGCGUAUCACUGACAAUCAAGCUGUAGCCUUUGAACGUCCUCUGCGCAAUUUCCAGGACCAGGACUAUGUCCAGGCCCAGGGUAACACCGUCCAACGUAUGCCGAUGACGUCGUCUUACGACUACCAGGGCUAUCAGGCUGCCCGACUGAACGCCCUCCAGGGCUUCUACCCUAUGGCUCAGCUCGGCGGGCUUGGUGCGGCUGCUCUUGUGUCUCGCGCUCACCGCGAGCAUGAUCCUACGCAAGUUGUUCGCAGCCCACUCCUCGAAGAAUUCCGUGCGAACAGCAAAGGCAACAAGCGGUAUGAACUGAAGGACAUUUACAACCACGUCGUGGAGUUUAGUGGGGAUCAGCAUGGAUCGCGUUUCAUCCAGCAGAAGUUGGAGACCGCCAACAGCGACGAGAAGGAGCAGGUCUUCCGGGAAAUCCAGCCGAACUGCUUGCAACUGAUGACUGAUGUCUUCGGCAACUAUGUUGUACAGAAACUCUUCGAACAUGGAAAUCAAACCCAGAAGAAGGUCCUUGCUAACCAGAUGCGUGGUCAUGUACUCGCUCUGUCGACACAAAUGUACGGCUGUCGUGUCGUUCAGAAGGCCCUCGAACACAUUCUCACCGACCAGCAAGCUGCCAUGGUUAAGGAGCUGGAGAACCAUGUCCUCAAAUGUGUGCGCGAUCAGAAUGGUAACCACGUGAUCCAAAAGGCUAUCGAACGAGUGCCUUCUCAAUACGUGCAAUUCAUAAUCAACGCUUUUCGGGGCCAAGUCAACAGACUUGCUGCUCACCCUUAUGGUUGCCGUGUCAUUCAGAGAAUGUUGGAGCACUGCGAGGAAGAGGAUAGAGAAUCUAUUCUUGCUGAACUUCACGCCUGCACUGCCAAUCUCAUCCCUGACCAGUUCGGUAACUAUGUGAUUCAGCAUGUAAUUGAGAAUGGGGAUGCAAAGGACCGUGACCGCAUGAUUCAGAUUGUCAUGUCGCAGCUCCUUGCUUACUCCAAGCACAAGUUCGCAAGCAAUGUGGUCGAGAAGAGUAUUGAGUUCGGCGACGAGAGCCAACGUCACCACAUCAUCUCUACUCUAACCUCUCCCAACGACCGAGGCGAGAGCCCUCUGCUUGGUUUGAUGCGUGAUCAGUAUGGAAAUUACGUGAUCCAAAAAGUGCUUGGUCAACUGAAGGGUGCCGAGCGUGAUGCUCUUAUCGACCAGAUCAAGCCUCUUCUGAGCCAGUUGAAGAAGUUCAGCUAUGGAAAGCAGAUUGUUGCGAUCGAGAAGCUUAUCUUCGACCCCAACUCUCCCACUACGGGUCCGCUAUCCCACACCACUUCCACCACCCCCCCAAAUUCUCACAAAUCCUCACCGCAGCCAUCUAAGCGCACUGUUCCCACCAUGGAACAGCCUCGUGCCCCCUUUGUGGGCACGGCUCCCCCCACGCCACCUCCUACCGAUAACCAGAGCACCAUCGACGGCUCCCUCGAGUCCAAGGGUCUUGCCAAGAGCACUGUGACCUCGGUAUCUAGUCCUGAGACGGGCAGCACCGGUGCCCCUGUCCCGGUCGAUGGUCACUAA